Molecule: messenger RNA, 1269 nt
Organism: Etheostoma spectabile (orangethroat darter)
Lineage: Eukaryota; Metazoa; Chordata; Actinopteri; Perciformes; Percidae
Product: T-box transcription factor TBX1
Exons: 8
Coding region: 1-945 (314 amino acids)
Biological process (GO): cell fate specification; positive regulation of DNA-templated transcription; regulation of transcription by RNA polymerase II
Cellular component (GO): nucleus; chromatin
Molecular function (GO): RNA polymerase II cis-regulatory region sequence-specific DNA binding; DNA-binding transcription factor activity, RNA polymerase II-specific
Source: RefSeq, a predicted model, not a curated record
AUGAUGGAUGGUCCUCAUAUGCCUAAAACCUGUGAAGUAUCUCUGCCCUACUGUCCAGACGGGGGGUUACUGUCGAGCGUCAAAGCCCCCCAAGUCAGUGGAGUCAGAGUUCAGCUGGAGAUGCAUGCACUUUGGCAGCAGUUUGACAAGCUGGGCACAGAGAUGAUUGUUACCAAAGCUGGAAGGAGGAUGUUUCCAACAUUCCAGGUUCAAAUCUCCGGGAUGGAUCCUACUGCUAAAUAUGUCCUGCUCAUGGACUUUAUCCCUGUUGACAAUAAAAGAUACAGAUAUGCGUUCCACAGCUCAUCCUGGUUGGUGGCAGGGCGAGCGGAUGUUGUAGCCCCUAGUAGGAUGCAUUUCCACGCAGACUCACCUGCCUGUGGAGCCCAGUGGAUGAAGCAGACUGUAUCCUUCGACACACUCAAGCUCACCAACAAUCUGCUGGAUGACAAUGGACAUAUGAUAUUGAACUCCAUGCAUCGCUACCAGCCGCGCUUCCAUGUGGUGUAUGUAGAUCCAGCUGCAAACAGUCACUUAAACGCAUACAGGAACUUCUGCUCUUUUUCUUUCCCUGAGACACGCUUCUUGGCCGUCACUGCCUAUCAGAACCACCGGAUCACCCAGCUAAAAAUUGCUAGCAACCCAUUUGCCAAAGGCUUCAGGACUACAAACCCCCAUGACAGAGUGGGUUACUCCGGACCUCUGACAAUGUGGUGUCCACCAGAGGGCAGAGCUGCACCCCUCACCAACAAACUUGGACAGCAGGGAAGCUGGGAUUCAAAUACUUCAAACAGACAGGAAGACCAAGCCCCACUGUUGGUGGAGCAGUGUGGACUGUUCCACCAUUGCAAAGACUCUGUGGGACUCUGUGGGAGGAAAGAUGGGAAUAAUGUAUUAGCACCUGCUUCCUUCAUUCCUAAUCCAUCUGUCUGGGAUUGUCCAUGAUCAUCUCAAGAGAGAGACAGUCUGUCAUAAAGAGAAGCAAACUGACUGAACUUGAGUUAAAUUUGAUCUACUGCUUGCUUCCUCAUUUUAUAUCAUACGUAAUUUGUUUAUAGUUUGUGGUCCAACUCACAUAAAUAAUUUAUAGGGAUGCUAUACAUUGUGUUUCAUCAUAAUUACUAUGUAUAUGGCAAUAUGAUAGAUGUACAGCAAUGAUGCCAUGUGCUAUAAAUAAUAUAUAGCAUACAGUAAGAGCACUUUGGCGUCAUAGUAAAGUACUAUACAUUACAGCAACAAUACAGUGGUGCUCCUACAAAAAACAAACUA